UGUCAUAUUUUGAAAAGUGCGUCGCCCGCCGGUUUUGUUGUGUUUUGUAUUUCUUUCUUUGAGAUUUAAUCAUAAAGCACUAACAAAACUUUAUAUAAAGUGCAUAAUUCAUUAUUAUUUAGGAUAGCAUCGCAGUGUGUGGUACAUGUAGUCGUCACAAUUCAAUAAUUUUUAUAGACAUAACCUAUACAUUGAAACCAUGGCUGAUGAAGAUUUUAGCAAACUCUUGCAACAAGCAGAGCAGUUGACUACUGAAAUAGAAGGCAAUGAAGAACUUCCUAGGGUUGAGCGAUCCCUUGGUCAGGUCCUCGAGGCUUCACAAGAACUGUAUUCAAGAGUCAUUCAGUCUGGCGGCAAUGACAUUCAGGCGCAUCUGUUGUUUGGGGCAAAAGGGAUAGACUUACAACAAAUAUCUCAGAAGCUUGAAACAUUGAGCUCCAAACGCACAUUUGAACCUCUACAGCCGAUCGCCGAUUCCGAUAUCGAAAGUUUUUUGCGUAAUGAAAGAGAAAAUGCCAUUAUUUCACUUAUUGAUGAAGUCAACAAAAAUUCAUUGCAAACAACUGAAGAUCAAAAAUGGGAACACAUGAUGUCAGAAUGGAACAGGGAGAAGAUUAAGCUCAUGAAUGCGAUGAUUGGUCCCUCUCAAAACUGGUUAGAUUUGAAGCGUGCUCCUGAGCCUCCAAGCAUUGCUGACACUCCCAAGAAGUUUGGGCAUUCCAUGUUGGACAACAUUGAGGCUGCAUAUGCUCGGCAAGUGCACCAGUACAACAAGCUUGUGUUCCAAGGGUCCAAGUCAAGAACAGCGCUUCACCAGAAGUUUGCACAGGUGGCAGAAGAGUUUAAUGAUCCAAAAGUGCUUGAAAUGUGGGAGGUCAUAAAGACAAUGGCUAACAUUCCUGCUUUGGUCAGAGAUGAGGAUCCCCUGAAGGCAAGGGGCAACUCUGCAAUACAGCAGUGUUUGAUAGGACAAGGGAAGAAGUAUUUGGAAAAGAGGUAUAAACAGUACAUGAGCGAUGUGGUCCGCUCUAACCCGGCUGCGGCAAUGCGCGGCGGCGAACCAGGCACGUACCCACUUGUUCGCGGGUUCGUAGGCCUCCGCCUGCAGGGACAGAACGUCCAGGGGCUCACCGACGGCGUUAUCGAUGAGCGACCGCUCUGGCCCAUGAUCUACUAUUGUCUGAGAAGCGGAGAUGCCAAUGCAGCUCUUCAUUGCUUGAGGAAAGCUGGACGUGAUCAUGAAGAGUUUGUAGCAGCUUUAGAAGAGCACAUAAGAAGCCCAGAGAAACCUCUCAGUGAUAAACUACAGACUGCUAUUAAUUUCCAGUACAGGAUUCAAGUGCGCAACUCUACAGAUCCUUAUAAAAGAGCUGUAUACUGUGUCGUAGGCUGUUGCGACGUCACCGACGAACAUUCUGAAGUGGCGCGCACCGCCGAUGACUACCUCUGGCUAAAGUUGUCCAUUAUCAAAUCACGACCCAACAAUGAUUCGGAAUUUUUCUCGUACUCAGACCUUCAAAAACUGAUUUUAGAAGAAUAUGGUGAAACACACUACCAUGCUUAUGAAAAACCAUUAGUAUACUUCCAAGUGCUGGCCCUGACUGGGCAAUUUGAACCAGCUAUAGAAUUCUUAUCCAGAAUACCAAGAUAUCAAGUGCAUGGUGUCCACAUGGCUUUAGCCCUUCACGAUGUAUAUUUGUUGGGCACGCCGCGUAACGUUCAAGCGCCAUUACUGUCGGUGGACACAGAUGAUCCAACGCCGCUGCGGCGCCUCAAUCUCGCAAGACUGCUGCUCCUGUACGUCAGAAAAUUCGAACUCACAGACCCAUCAGAUGCCUUACAUUACUACUUCUUUUUAAGAAACCUCAAAGAUCCAAGCGGCAAGAACCUCUUCAUGUGCUGCUGCACCGACCUCGCGCUGGAGAGCCGCGACUACGAGCUGCUGUUCGGCCGCAUGGAUGCGCUGGCCGGCCUGCGUGGCCAAGGCCUGCUGGACCAGUUCAACAACCCGCAUAUCGACAGCAAGGUCAUAGCAUUGAAUGUUGCUGAACAACUCGUGAACAAAGGACUGUUUGAAGAUGCUAUCACAAUGUAUGACAUUGCAGGGAACUUGGAGAAGGUUCUCGAGCUAUUCUGCGUUCUGCUAGCUCAAGUAGUGAACAGCGGCGGCGGCGGCUCCGGCUCCGGCCUUCGGCAGCGCCUGGGUCCGCUCGCCGAGCACGUGUCGGCGCGCCUACGUUCCGCCGACGCGGCCGCGCUGCCCGCCGCGCUUGUGGAAGCGUAUACUAAGCUGUGCAAGCUGAUGACCUUCUUUGACCGCUUUCAUGCUGAGAACUAUGAUUCGGCUUUGGAGAUCCUGCGCGAAUGCGAGCUGGUGCCCCUAAGCAGCGACGAGCUGGAAGCGCGCGUGAGCGGCGCGCGGCAGGCACGAGGCGAACUCCUGCGCAGCCUGCCCGCUGUAUUGCGCGCGCUGUGUACCAUAUUGCUGGCGCAGCGACAGAAGCUACGCGCCGCCCGUCCGCCGCACCACGCCACCAACAAGCAGGUAGAGUGGCUACGUGAACAAGCAGAAGUCCUCAACACAUUUGCUGGAAAUAUUGCAUACAGAAUGCCUGGAGAUACCUACAGUCAACUAGCUCAGAUGCAAAUCCUAAUGCAUUAAUUGUAAUUUGUAACUUUUAA
Messenger RNA from Ostrinia nubilalis (European corn borer), 2682 nucleotides. Its product is annotated as nuclear pore complex protein Nup93-like. Lineage: Eukaryota; Metazoa; Arthropoda; Insecta; Lepidoptera; Crambidae. Gene Ontology annotation, molecular function: structural constituent of nuclear pore. Gene Ontology annotation, cellular component: nuclear pore. Bases 200 to 2662 code for a protein of 820 amino acids. The transcript has 15 exons. The record is from RefSeq and is a predicted model, not a curated record. Gene Ontology annotation, biological process: protein import into nucleus; poly(A)+ mRNA export from nucleus.